Molecule: messenger RNA, 1788 nt
Organism: Phytomonas sp. EM1
Lineage: Eukaryota; Euglenozoa; Kinetoplastea; Trypanosomatida; Trypanosomatidae
Source: the annotation of a GenBank genome assembly
GAUGGAAUACAUACGUAGGAAUCAAUGCUAUAGAAAUGAUUCUCGGUGUUGGUGAAGGAACUUUCGCGAUUUUAUUGGUUGCAUUUGUGGCUGUGUUGGUGGCUGUUGUGGGUAGCUACGUUUUUCCAAAUGCUAUGCUUUUUAUUAUUCUUGGAUGCCUUGCUCUCCCUUUUAGUGUGUAUGGGAUCCUAGUCACCGCACCCAGAGCCACAGCGAAGCAACCGUUGCCGCCCUCCCCGUAUCGAGAAUAUCAGCUACCCACAAACAGUGAUAUUAUUGAUAGCUUUAUGCCAGUGAGGAUUGCAGGCCUUAUUCUUUUUAGCCUUUCAAUAAUUGGUGGUAUCAUCUAUCAGCUAAUUCUGGUGAUUCGAUGUCCUCCUUAUGUAGUCCCCCGUGUGCGCUGUAUUCGAGAACAAUUAGAAAAACUUCAUCCGACCUGGUUUCGAUAGAUUCAACACCGGUUCUAAACAUAUAUAUAUAUAUAUAUAUAUAUAUACAAUAUGGGAUAGAAUAGCAAGAUUCAAAAAUAUAGACAAGAAAAACAAUCCAUAGUAUCUUGAUGUGAUAAUGCUUAUUACGGCCCAUUUGGCUCUAUUUUGAUUGCGAUGUAUUUUCCCUACCACUCCUUUUGCUGUUUGAAAGCAACAGUAUUUUUUUUUGCAUAUUUCAUAAUAAUAAGGUGGUGCUUCAACAACAAAAAGGCGACAAGUCCAUUUUAGGGGUCAAAGUUAUUUAAAAUAACGAUUUUUAUUACAUCCAAUGGACGACGAAUUAGCCUACAAGAUUAUUGUGCUUGGGAGUGUAAGUGUAGGCAAAAGCAACAUCACAUGUCGGUUCUGCGAUAAUAAGUUUUACUCUGACAUAGUCCCCACUCUAGGCAUGGACUUCAAAUACACAUCCUGCGAGACGUUAGAGACGAAACCACGCUCGGUAAGACUUCAAAUAUGGGAUACCUCCGGACAAGAUCAGUUUGUAACCCUCACAACGGCUUUCUAUCGCAAUUGCCAGGGCGCUAUGAUGUGUUUCGACCUCUCCAAUCGCACCUCCUUCGACGACCUCGACACCUGGUAUAAUCUGCUCGAGCAAAACUGUGCCAAGCUACCGCUUUUGAUUCUCGUAGGCUGCAAGCUGGACCUCGUGCAGAGCAAAUUAGGCGACCAACAGCAGGGCCUUGUGCUAGGCAGCAAUCGGCAGGUCAGCAAGAGCGAGGGCGAUGCGUGGGCGCGGUCGCACAAUUGUCUGUGCUACAUCGAAACGAGCGCGAAGGAGAACACCAACGUGACACAGGCCUUUCAACAACUAGUCACCUUCAUGGCGAAGGACAGCAAAUUGUGCCAAAAGAACACAUCCCGCAACCUGAGUGGCGGGGGAGGGAUGUGUCUGAAGCAAGACAAAGGGUCCAAGGAAGGGCGUGGAUCUGAAAAGAAAAGCUGUUGCAAUUAAGAACGGGGACCUCUUCCAUACAGUAUUAGAGGAAAAGGUGGUGGGGAAAAGUGUGAAGGGUGUUUAGUGGAAUCAAUUGCUUCGAUUGUUCUAAUUUAUAAGCGCGGACAAUCAAGAUAGGCUUUACAAAGUUCAAAUGAAAUGCAAUAUUUACGCAUGUAUAACUAUUUUACUCCGUUGAUAGUGCCAUCUUUCAUUCAAAAGAGGGUAAAUAUAUUUUCCUUUACAUUGUGUUGAAUUGUUUGAUAUAUGAGUGAUAUAUGGGAAAAAAAGGUUUGCAGAAAUAAGCAUCAGAUAUUCAUCCUUAGCGGCUUCCACUGCUUGUUCAGUUAACCCUUCCUUUGA